CAUGGAGAAUAAAGAAACCCUCAGGGGGUUGCAGAAGAUGGAUGACCGCCCAGAAGAGCGCAUGAUCAGGGAGAAACUCAAGGCAACGUGUAUGCCAGCCUGGAAGCAUGAAUGGCUGGAAAGAAGAAGCAGGAGAGGCCCUGUGGUGGUGAAACCUAUUCCUGGGAAAGGAGAUGGAUCGGAAAUGAACAAACUCUCUCUAGAACCUCAAGCUGAAGGGCAAAGCACUGCUGCUUCACCUACACAGAAAGGAAGACGUAGUCCUUCUCCUAGUAGCUCCUCUUCAUCAUCUUCUAGGACAGUUAAAUCUGAAUCACCAGGCGUUAGAAGAAAAAGGGUAUCUCCAGUGCCUUUUCAGAGUGGACGAGUAACACCACCUCGACGAGCCCCAUCUCCAGAUGGCUUCUCUCCAUACAGCCCUGAGGAAACAAAUCGUCGUGUCAACAAAGUUAUGCGAGCCAGGCUGUACCUGCUGCAGCAGAUAGGACCCAACUCUUUCUUAAUUGGAGGAGACAGCCCUGAUAAUAAAUACAGAGUGUUUAUUGGGCCUCAGACUUGUAGCUGUGGCCGUGGGACGUUUUGUAUUCAUCUGCUGUUUGUUAUGCUGCGGGUGUUCCAGCUUGAACCCUCAGACCCAAUGCUCUGGAGGAAGACACUGAAGAACUUUGAGGUUGAGAGUUUGUUCCAGAAAUAUCACAGUAGGCGUAGCUCGAGGAUCAAAGCUCCAUCUCGUAACACCAUCCAGAAGUUUGUCUCACGCAUGUCAAAUUCUCAUACAUUGUCAUCAUCUAGUACUUCUACAUCUAGUUCAGAAAACAGUAUGAAGGAUGAAGAAGAACAGAUGUGCCCCAUUUGUUUGCUAGGCAUGCUGGAUGAAGAGAGCCUAACUGUGUGUGAAGAUGGCUGCAGGAACAAAUUACACCACCACUGCAUGUCAAUAUGGGCAGAAGAAUGCAGAAGAAACAGAGAGCCACUUAUCUGUCCUCUUUGUAGAUCUAAAUGGAGAUCUCAUGAUUUCUAUAGUCAUGAAUUGCCAAGCCCUGUGGAUUCUUCUGUUCUCCGUGUGGUUCAGCAACAAACUCAGCAGCAAUCUAUAGCUGGAUCACAGAGAAGAACCCAAGAUAGCAAUUUUAACCUUACUCAUUAUGGGGUCCAGCAGAUCCCUUCUGCCUACAAAGAUUUAGCUGAGCCAUGGAUUCAGGUAUUUGGAAUGGAGUUGGUUGGCUGCUUGUUUUCUCGAAACUGGAAUAUAAGAGAGAUGGCACUUAGACGUCUUUCCCAUGAUGUUAGUGGUGCUCUAUUAUUGGCUAAUGGUGAAAGCACUGGAAAUUCUGGAAGUAGCAAUGGAAACAACACAAGUGCUGGAGCUCUGGGAGCAGCUAGUGGGUCAUCUCAGACCAGUAUCUCAGGAGAUGUGGUGGUGGAAUCCUGCUGCAGUGUGCUGUCCAUGGUCUGUGCUGACCCUGUCUACAAAGUGUAUGUUGCUGCUUUAAAAACUUUAAGAGCCAUGCUGGUAUAUACUCCCUGUCAUACUUUGGCAGAGAGGACUAAACUACAGCGACUUCUCAAGCCAGUUGUUGAGACAAUACUAGUUAAAUGUGCAGAUGCCAACAG
Molecule: messenger RNA, 1614 nt
Organism: Fulmarus glacialis (Northern fulmar)
Lineage: Eukaryota; Metazoa; Chordata; Aves; Procellariiformes; Procellariidae
Product: mitogen-activated protein kinase kinase kinase 1-like
Exons: 10
Molecular function (GO): ubiquitin protein ligase activity; zinc ion binding
Source: RefSeq, a predicted model, not a curated record